Molecule: messenger RNA, 1710 nt
Organism: Trichechus manatus latirostris (Florida manatee)
Lineage: Eukaryota; Metazoa; Chordata; Mammalia; Sirenia; Trichechidae
Gene: DFFB
Product: DNA fragmentation factor subunit beta
Exons: 8
Coding region: 48-1154 (368 amino acids)
Biological process (GO): apoptotic DNA fragmentation; apoptotic process
Cellular component (GO): nucleus; cytoplasm
Molecular function (GO): DNA endonuclease activity
Source: RefSeq, a predicted model, not a curated record
CGCGUCUGGGUAAGGGACUGGACCCAGCGGCCACAGACACCUCGAGGAUGUUUGCAAUGUUCCAGAAACCCAAGACCUUCAAGCUGCGGACCCUGAACAGCCAGAAGAAAUUCGGAGUGGCGGGCCGGAGUUGCAAGGAAGUGCUGCAGAAAGGAUGCCGCCAGUUCCAGCUCCCUGAGUCUGGCUGCCACCUGUGCCUGUAUGAGGAUGGCACGGAGCUGACUGGAGACUACUUCCCAAGUGUCCCGGACAACUCAGAGCUUGUACUGCUCACCGCAGGCCAGACCUGGCAGGGCUGUAACGAGUGGCAGGGUGGGUGGCAGACUGCACUUAGAGCUGGGCAAGAACGUCACCUCUCUUUCCCUCGUCUGGUGGCAGAUGCCAGUGACAUCGAUCGCUUCCUCAGCGUGUUUCAUAAGCCACACGCAGGUGUCAUCCAGGUGGCCCGGCAGCUGCUCUCCGAUGAGCAGUCCCCACUGAGGCAGAAGCUUCUGGCAGAUCUCCUUCACAAUGUCAGUGAGAACAUUGCGGCCGAGACCAGGGCUGAGGACCAGCAGUGGUUUGAGGGUUUGGAGUCCCGAUUUAGGAACAAGUCGAGCUAUUUAAGAUACAGCUGCGAGAGCCGGAUCCGGAGUUACCUGAGAGAGGUGGCGUCUUAUGUGUCCAUGGUGAGUGCUGAGGCCCAGGAAGAGUACACGAGGAUCCUUGGCCGCAUGGGCCAGAAGCUGAAGUCCAUGCAGUACCACGGCAGCUACUUCGACAGAGGGGCCCGGGCAGACAACCGCCUCUGCACGCCGGAGGGCUGGUUCUCCUGCCAGGGUCCUUUUGACAUGGAUGACUGUUUGUCUAAACACUCCAUCAACCCCUACAGCAACCGAGAGAGCAGGAUUCUCUUCAGCACCUGGAACCUGGAUCACAUAAUAGAAAAGAAACGCACCAUUGUUCCGACACUGGCUGAAGCAAUUAAAGAACAGGACGGAAGAGAAGUAGACUGGGAGUACUUUUACGGCUUGCUGUUUACUUCAGAGAAUCUAAAAUUAGUGCACAUCGUCUGCCAUAAGAAAACCACCCACAAUCUUAGCUGUGACCCCAGCAGGAUCUACAGACCCAAGGCUGAGUUAAAGAAGAAGCGGCCUGCUCAGAAACGCACGUGACCUGUGCACCCCAUGUUGGGACCUUGCGUGGGGCCCGACAGUAACAUGCCAUCCUUUCUGCAGGCGCUGUCAGGACCUCGCCCAGGCCCAAUGGUAGACAUUGUCCUUCUUGAAGGUGCUAGCUUUUUUUUUUUUUUAAUCACUCCAGUGGUUCCUGGAAAGAACUCUGGCUUUUUAAAAUUUUCUACAAAUUUCUGAUUUCAGUACAUUUCUGAAUCUGUUUUCUAUAACUUUGACAGCCCAGCUUCUACAGAACAAGCUUUAGUGUACUCAGUGAACAUCUGUGGGUACCUAGUAAUAUUGGUGGGCAGGGAUAAGGAAUUCUUUGAACUCAGGGAUGUUUUUGCUCUGAUUUUACCAGUACUUUGUAUGCUUAUAGUGUAAUCUCCAUCCUGAAAAGGUGUAAUGCCUGAACUUAGCCUUUUGUUUUAGUUUAAUGCCUGAACUUAGCCCCUUGUCUUAGACUGGGUUUUCUAGAGAAGCAAAACCAGUGAAGCAUCUUUAUAUAUAUAUAUAUGGAGCCCUGGUGGUGCACUGGUUAAGACCUACGCUGCUA